UGGGGCGAGUGGAUUUAUAAAUAAGCCCGUCUCUGCUUGUCAUCCAAUUCGUCUUCUUCGCCAUUGCAGCAGCGUUAGUGGGGAGAAAGAGCGAACGAGAGAGAUGAAGUACGUGUUGGUGACGGGCGGAGUGGUGAGUGGGCUGGGGAAAGGGGUGACGGCCAGCAGCAUCGGAAUCCUCCUCAAGGCCUGUGGCCUCCGCGUCACCUCCAUUAAGAUCGAUCCUUAUCUAAACACUGAUGCUGGGACCAUGUCUCCAUUCGAGCAUGGGGAAGUUUUUGUGUUAGAUGAUGGCGGAGAGGUGGACUUGGAUCUAGGAAAUUAUGAACGCUUCCUUGACAUCAAGUUAACUCGCGAUAACAAUAUUACAACUGGAAAAAUAUACCAGUAUGUCAUUAACAAAGAGAGGAGAGGGGACUACCUGGGAAAAACAGUUCAGGUCGUGCCCCAUAUUACAGACGCCAUUCAAGAAUGGAUUGAACGUGUGGCAAUGAUACCUGUAGAUGGCACAGAUGAACCAGCUGAUGUUUGUAUCAUCGAAUUAGGCGGAACUAUAGGAGACAUUGAAUCAAUGCAAUUUAUAGAAGCUUUGGGUCAAUUCUCUUACCGUGUAGGGCCUGGUAAUUUCUGUCUGGUUCAUGUCAGUCUUGUACCAGUUCUCAAAUCAGUCGGCGAACCAAAAACUAAACCAACACAACAUAGUGUUAGGGGAUUAAGAGGACUUGGGCUAACCCCACAUAUUUUAGCUUGCCGUAGUGAGAAGCCCCUUGAAGUAAAUGUUAAAGAAAAACUUUCACUUUUUUGCCACGUUCCAGUGGCAAAUAUUAUUACCCUCCAUGAUGUUACAAACAUCUGGCACAUUCCAUUGGUUCUGAGGGAGCAAAAGGCUCAUGAAGCUCUUCUGAAGUUAUUAAACCUUGAAAGAUGCACUAAGGAACCUCUACUGGUAGAAUGGAUGGCUAGAGCUAAACUCUGUGAUAUGUUGCAUGAUCCUGUGAAGAUUGCCAUUGUAGGAAAGUAUACUGGUCUUCCUGAUUCUUAUCUCUCUGUACUGAAGGCUCUUUUACAUGCUUCUGUUGCUUGUCGGAAAAAACUUGUCAUAAAUUGGGUGCCCUCAUCUGAUCUUGAAGAAACUUCUGCAGAAGAGACUCCUGAUGCAUACAAAGCAGCAUGGAGGCUUUUGAAGAGUGCAGAUGGCAUACUUGUCCCUGGAGGUUUUGGAGACAGAGGGGUGGAGGGUAAAAUUCUUGCCGCUAAAUAUGCCCGUGAAAACAAAGUUCCGUACCUCGGUAUUUGUCUCGGGAUGCAGAUUGCUGUCAUAGAAUAUGCUCGCUCAGUCAUGAACUUGAGGGAGGCAAAUAGCACAGAGUUUGAUCCUGAUACAACAACUCCUGUUGUUGUUUUUAUGCCAGAGGGUUCCAAAACUCAUAUGGGAGGUACAAUGAGACUUGGAUCGAGGAGAACUUACUUUGAACUUGCUGAUUGCAAAUCUGCAAAGUUGUAUGGCAAAGCAAGCUUUGUUGACGAAAGGCAUCGACAUAGAUACGAGGUAAAUCCUGAGAUGGUAACAGAAUUUGAAGAAGCUGGUCUUGCUUUUGUUGGUAAAGAUGAGACGGGAAGAAGAAUGGAAAUUAUUGAGCUGCCCACUCAUCCUUACUUUGUCGGCGUGCAAUUUCAUCCAGAAUUCAAGUCUAGGCCAGGGAAACCCUCUGCUGUUUUCUUAGGUUUAAUAGCAGCUUCGUGUGGCCGGUUAGAUUUUUGGUUGCAAGCUUCUGGUCAACCGAGCAUCUUAAAACCUCAUACUUCCAGUAAUGGUUUCUCCAAAGUCUACCAAAAUGGGAGCUUGAAGAAAUCUCCCAAAAGUCUGCUUAAUGGAACUUUCCACUCCAAUGGAAAUGGUGUUCAUGUCUAACGUUGGAAUAGUCAACCUCCUGGAUGUUAUUGUGGCUUUUAUGUCUUGUGGUUUUCUUGGCAGUUUCUGUUCUUCCAUAGUUGCAUGUGCACUGCUUUGUACAGUUAGUUGAUUAUGAAAUCGAGUAAAUGCUCCAGUGUUUUGACAGGGAGCCUUGGUGACCUUGCCAUCAGUUAGAGUUUCAGGUGUAGCCUCAUUUCUUCUAAUGAAUGUUUGAUUUUGACUAGAGGAAGUUGGUGAGCGAAUCAGGUGUAUUUGAGAGAGGAAAGAUUUAUGUGAAAUUGUUGUAUGACAUUCUAAUCUCUAAGGUGAUGAUGCCUGUCAGUUUUAUUUUA
This is a messenger RNA of Zingiber officinale, 2247 nucleotides long. Its product is annotated as CTP synthase-like. The record is from RefSeq and is a predicted model, not a curated record. Gene Ontology annotation, biological process: pyrimidine nucleobase biosynthetic process; CTP biosynthetic process. Lineage: Eukaryota; Viridiplantae; Streptophyta; Magnoliopsida; Zingiberales; Zingiberaceae. Gene Ontology annotation, molecular function: CTP synthase activity; identical protein binding. The transcript is spliced from 21 exons. The coding region runs from base 104 to 1912 and encodes 602 amino acids.